GCCAACUUUCUUUUUGGAGAACAGCUGAUAACGCCGCUUGGUGUAAACAAAUCAUUUAAUUUCAUUUUGUUUUGCUGGGCUAAAUCUUAUCUUAUUCAACAAAUACAAAUAAUUAGGAAAAAUGGCGAAUAAAAAGUUUUCGGACAUAAAUCUGUACGAACUUUUGGGCAUUGAUAUAGACGCAGAACAAAAUGAAAUUCGCAAGGCAUACCGAAAACGUGCCCUUGACUGCCAUCCGGACAAGAAUCCGGAUAAUCCCAAGGCGGCAGAGCGCUUCCAUGAACUAUCCAAGGCACUCGAGAUCCUAACGGAUGAAUCGGCUAGGUCCGCCUAUGACAAAGUAUUAAGGGCAAAGAAGGCAGCGGAGCUGAGAAGUCGCCAAUUGGACAGCAAGCGCCAGAAACUGAAGGAGGAGUUGGAGGAACGGGAGCGAGCAGCUCUUCAUAAACUGGAAAAGAGUCAGCCGUAUAGCACUGUUUCCAAGAGCGACGAAGAACUUCUGCAGGAACAGAUCGAUCGUUUAAGAAAGGAGGGUUCCCGCCUGCUGGAGGAGGAGCAAAUGGCUAUGCGGGAACAGCUGAAACGCAGCCAUGACGAGCACCUUAAACUCCGACAACAACCUGCCAAGUUUGAUUCAGCUCAGCAUCGCAUUAAGAUUAAGUGGAAGGCCGAACCUGACCAGGAUUACACGGAGGAACAACUGUUGAAGUAUCUUAAGAAAUACGGUGAAGUAGUUGCCUUGGUCAUUAACAGAAAGCGAAGAGGACGUGCCAUGGUGGAACUAGGCAGCCGCGAAGCCUGCGACAUGGUACUAGCUUACGAGAAAGGCGACUCUGCCAAACCAUUGUUCUUUGAAUGGGUAACGCCUCCUGCUUCUGAGGAAAAAUCUAAAGGAUCCGGUACCGGAAGUAAUAUAUCCUCCAGGGACUAUGAAGAUCUGGUGAUGCGCAAGCUCCGACAGGCGGAAGAGCGCAAGCGCCUUAUUGAGCAGAUGAUGAAGGACGAAGAGAGCGCCGAGUAAUUUAGUAACGGAGGCAACAAUGUAUAUAUUUAUACUAAACACCGGAAUAUAAAAAUAUUUAUAGAUAUUGAAUAAACCUAUUAAUUUAAGCCUAAUUAUAGACCUUUGUAAAAGUUUAAAUAAAAAUUAGAGACGUUUGAUAUACAAACCAUUUAA
Drosophila ananassae is the source of this 1177-nucleotide messenger RNA. RefSeq names its product dnaJ homolog subfamily C member 17. The record is from RefSeq and is a predicted model, not a curated record. The transcript has a single exon. Gene Ontology annotation, molecular function: nucleic acid binding. Gene Ontology annotation, cellular component: spliceosomal complex. Gene Ontology annotation, biological process: spliceosomal complex disassembly. Bases 122 to 1021 code for a protein of 299 amino acids. NCBI's taxonomy places the organism in Eukaryota, Metazoa, Arthropoda, Insecta, Diptera, Drosophilidae.